Andrographis paniculata is the source of this 585-nucleotide messenger RNA. RefSeq names its product secreted RxLR effector protein 161-like. Bases 1 to 585 code for a protein of 194 amino acids. The transcript has a single exon. The record is from RefSeq and is a predicted model, not a curated record. NCBI's taxonomy places the organism in Eukaryota, Viridiplantae, Streptophyta, Magnoliopsida, Lamiales, Acanthaceae.
AUGACUAAUCCCCGGACAGUUCACUAUGCUACUGUGUUGCGCAUCCUUCGUUAUGUCAAAGGAACACUCCUACACGGUCUUCAUUUUUCUGUUGUCACUCCAUUGGUUCUUGCAGGUUUCUCUGAUGCUGAUUGGGCAGGUGAUCCGACUGAUCGUCGCUCUAUCACAGGUUAUUGUUUUUUUCUUGGAAGUUCCCUUGUUUCUUGGCGCAUCAAGAAACAAACUCUUGUUUCUCGCUCCAGUGCAGAGUCUGAGUAUCAUGCUCUUGCGGAUUCAACUUCAGAGCUCCUUUGGCUUCGUCGGCUUCUUUCUGAUCUCGGGGUUCCUCAGCCUUCUUCCACUUCCUUCCAUUGUGACAGCACGAGCGCAAUUCAGAUAUCUCGUAAUGAUGUCUUUCACGAGCGCACCAAGCAUAUUGAGAUUGAUUGUCACUUUGUUUGUCAGCGUGUUCGUGCAGGCACUGUUCAUCUAUCUUCUGUUUCUUCCGAGGAUCAGACUGCGGAUAUCUUCGCUAAGUCUUUCUUCCUAGGCCGGUUCUUUACAUUAUUGAGCAAAGUCAAGUUGGUUUCUACUUUACCACCUUGA